This is a messenger RNA of Carassius carassius (crucian carp), 1852 nucleotides long. Its product is annotated as zona pellucida sperm-binding protein 4-like. Gene Ontology annotation, cellular component: egg coat. Gene Ontology annotation, biological process: binding of sperm to zona pellucida; prevention of polyspermy. Bases 86 to 1765 code for a protein of 559 amino acids. Gene Ontology annotation, molecular function: acrosin binding; structural constituent of egg coat. The record is from RefSeq and is a predicted model, not a curated record. The transcript is spliced from 12 exons. Lineage: Eukaryota; Metazoa; Chordata; Actinopteri; Cypriniformes; Cyprinidae.
GUAAUGAAUGAAGUUCCCUCUGAUCUGAUUUUUGCUGCCUUACUCUUCUUUCUCCGAUCCAUCCUUUGCUAAGUUUUAGGCAUACAUGGCUUGGCAGGGUGUGAAAACAGUAAUUCUUGUUUUGUGUUGCAUUGAUUUAGCUCUGUCUCUGGGUUCAGAGCCGGUCUCUACUUUAGAUCCUUUUGCAAGCAUAGAUGAUGAAUAUUCUGGUGUUGAAGCUGAUUACUCAGAGAUGGCAACUCAAGGCAGUGUACAGGUGAUGAAAUCAAAGCUGGCAGUCUACUGUAACAAUGAUACUAUGAAAACUAUUUUGCUAGAUGGUUCGUCGAGUCAAGUUCAGAUUUUGGGUGUUUCAGUAAUUGAAUCUGUGUAUGGGGCUCCAGUGUCCUGUGGAUACUCGCUGACACGAGGCCGUGGCCAUAAUAUUUUGGUUGUUGACUAUGCUGACUGUCCUGUGGUCUUGGAGGAUGGCCAUUACACUCUGCGGAUCCACUAUCAAGGUGAAGACGGACAGUUGGAUGUCGCUACGGUCUCUUGUGAUGCAAAACAAAGUCUCACUGCUUCCCUAAAACAUCGGAGUGUACAGUCAGAACAGAUUCCAGUUUGUGCACAAGUCCCCCCAACACAACCCUACGAGUCCUCACCUCCCCUUUCCCCAUCAUAUCCACUGCUGCUGAACAGCAAACCGAGAGGCUGCAGCAUCUCUGACAAUCAGAGAGUGUCGUGUGGUACCUCGGGUAUAACACAAGAUGAGUGCCUGGCCACAGGAUGCUGUUUUGAUGAGAGGUCCUCAGUCUGUUACUAUCCCAUGGAUGGCUGCAGCAUCUCUGACAAUCAGAGAGUGUCGUGUGGCACCUCGGGUAUAACACAAGAUGAGUGUCUGGCCACAGGAUGCUGUUUUGAUGAGAGGACCUCAGUCUGCUACUAUCCCAUGGAUGAAUGCACUGCUGACAAGAACUUUGUCUUCGCUGUUUAUAAUGAUUUCACAAACCUCCCUGUGAACCCCAUGAGCUUGAUGGUUGCUGGAAAGACUGGUUGCAAGCCUGUUAUCUCCAACAAAGACUUCGCCAUCUUCAAGUUUUCUGUCUCUGAGUGUGGAACACGUUCUUUUGUCAUUGGUGAGACUGUAAUUUACCUAGCUGAGGUACAGACCAUAAUUAAAGUUCGCAACCUGAAGUACGGCGUGAUCUCCAGGGAUAAUCCAAUCAGACUGAUGGUUGAGUGCCGCUACCCGAGGGUUUCAGCUGCUCCCAUGUUUGCAGGACCUGUGCUUGCGAGUGCAGGAUACAUGGUUAUGAGUCCCAGUCUUCCUCCAUUCCUGGUGUCUGAAGGACGGUUUGGAGUUCAGCUUUUAAUUUCUCUGGAUGAGACUUUCACCAAGUUUUAUCCACAGUGUCAUCAGCCCCUACACGUUCUUUUGGGGAAGUCUGUAUAUCUGGAGUUGCGUCUGAGGUCUCGAAAACCUGCAGCUACUCUCAUAGUUCACUACUGUGUGGCCUAUCCACGCUUCGCCAAGAGUGCCCUGAUUCUGCUGUUUGAUGGAUGCCCUAAUCCUCUUGACUCUGGCACCACCUCCAUCCUUUAUAUGAAACAUCUUCCGCAGAAUCGGCAUCAGCGUCGCUUUGAGGUCAAAGCCUUUCAGUUCAUGGAUUUGUCCACCAGAAAAUACCUGAAUGAGGAGAUUUACUUCAUGUGCUCUACUGAAGUCUGCUUGCCCUCUGGGUCACCUUGCACAGAGACCUGCUUUGAUGGAAAGUUUCCUUGAAUGAGGUGCAGGUGAACCAUUGGCAAUGGGAGUGUGUGAAUCAUCUUGUGUUGGUGUUGUCUAAUGUUGAAUAAAAUUUUAGCUCCA